AUGUUACAGGUGAAUGGAGCAUUGAAGGGUACAUUCUCGAGUUCCGAACUGUCCUACCCACCUCUCUCACCUAACGACGAUUUUGGUGGCACAUCUUCUUUGGUUGGUGCUCCUUUUUUUGUGAUCAAGAGUUUGUGUACUUUAAAUGCUUUUGCUGUUCUGGCCUUGCCGUUCAGUACAACUACUGCGCGGUCACUGCUCACUGCUGAUUCAUCGGAAGCGAGUAUUUUUCGCCAGUUGUAA
Messenger RNA from Gongylonema pulchrum, 243 nucleotides. The record is from the annotation of a GenBank genome assembly. NCBI's taxonomy places the organism in Eukaryota, Metazoa, Nematoda, Chromadorea, Rhabditida, Gongylonematidae.